AUGUCAUCGGUCAAAAUCUAUCCUCCUAAGAAGGGCUCCUCAGCUUCAGAAAGCCCAUUGCCCCCACUCAUCAAGACACCCUCUGGACUUGCGCUGCUUGAGAUGCAAGGAACUGUCAACGUGCCUCAUUUCAACCCCGACGAGGAUUCCAGCAAAAACGAGCCCGAGAUAUCCAUUGGCAAAGUAACAUUCCCUGACUAUCACCCCGAAACGCAGGAAGAGGGCAGCACGGCCUGGAUGAAGCGCGUCUUCCUCUAUGUCGGCCAGCAUCAGAGACUACAGGGCGAAGUUAAGAAGCUUCCGAAGGCCAUGGCUAUUAUCCGGCGGAAGGGAGGUGCCACUACUAGCGGUGAAGGAGAGGCUGAGGAGGAGCUCGAGAUUGCUGAGAUCGUCAAGUACAAGAUCAUGUUUGGGAACCGGCCAGAGCCCGUUGGUACGGAAAACACAUAG
This is a messenger RNA of Colletotrichum abscissum, 450 nucleotides long. Its product is annotated as Ctf8. The transcript has a single exon. The coding region runs from base 1 to 450 and encodes 149 amino acids. Gene Ontology annotation, biological process: mitotic sister chromatid cohesion. Gene Ontology annotation, cellular component: Ctf18 RFC-like complex. The record is from RefSeq and is a predicted model, not a curated record. NCBI's taxonomy places the organism in Eukaryota, Fungi, Ascomycota, Sordariomycetes, Glomerellales, Glomerellaceae.